Caretta caretta (loggerhead turtle) is the source of this 4902-nucleotide messenger RNA. It is a transcript of the gene RUFY3, whose product is annotated as RUN and FYVE domain containing 3. Gene Ontology annotation, molecular function: metal ion binding. The record is from RefSeq and is a predicted model, not a curated record. NCBI's taxonomy places the organism in Eukaryota, Metazoa, Chordata, Testudines, Cheloniidae. Gene Ontology annotation, biological process: regulation of axonogenesis. Gene Ontology annotation, cellular component: dendrite; cytoplasm; axon.
UGCUUGCCCUACGAUCUGAGCAGCUGGUCACAUGAGUCUGAAUUUUCAGUUCAGUUCAUUAGUCAGCCAUUUUGGUCAACACCCUGCUUGCUGCGCACAACCAAUCCUAUUAGCACUCUGUGUCCAGGCUUCUCUGGGGGAGAAAGAGACUAGUAGUGAUUCUAGCAAUUCCGGAUAUCUUUUCCUAUAGACUUAUAUUAUUUUGGUUUUUCUCUUCUUAGUUUUGGUAACUAGCCAAGGAAGCUUUUUCUUUUAUGCAGUGACCAGGUUUUCUGUGGUUGCUUAGGAUUAAUAGCAUCUAGCACAGCUGAAGAGAAAGAUAGUUGGGGAAGAGAAAAGAGGAGACUGAAGAGGAGCAUCACUUAUACUUUGCUGUAUAUAUGAAAAAGCUACUGCAGUUUGUGUGAUUUGAGCAUAUUUGUUCUUACACAGCAAGGUGGUAUUUCUUAUCUUCCUCAGAAGGCUUUUCCUUUUAGUUCUUUUUUGUUGUGCCAGCUGAGUCAUCAUGUCUGCCUUGACGCCUCAAAGCGAUAUGCCAACCCCCACUACAGACAAGAUCACACAGGCUGCCAUGGAGACCAUCUAUCUUUGCAAAUUCCGAGUAUCUAUGGAUGGAGAAUGGCUCUGCCUGCGCGAGCUGGAUGACAUCUCACUUACCCCCGACCCAGAACCUACCCAUGAAGACUCUUGGGAGGAUUUGACAGAUUUGGUGGAGCAAUUGCGUGAUGAUACUGAAGAUCCUAAUUAUCUCAUGGCUAAUGAACGCAUGAACCUGAUGAAUAUGGCUAAACUGAGUAUAAAGGGGUUGAUUGAAUCAGCACUUAAUCUGGGCAGAACACUGGACUCUGACUAUGCACCUCUUCAGCAGUUCUUUGUAGUGAUGGAACACUGCCUUAAACAUGGCUUGAAAGCCAAGAAGACUUUUCUUGGACAAAAUAAGUCAUUUUGGGGACCUCUGGAGCUGGUAGAGAAGCUUGUUCCUGAAGCUGGAGAGAUCACAGCAAGUGUUAAAGAUCUGCCGGGGCUUAAGACGCCUGCAGGUAGAGGAAGAGCCUGGCUUCGCCUGGCCUUAAUGCAGAAGAAGCUUUCAGAAUACAUGAAAGCUUUGAUUAACAGAAAGGAUCUUCUCAGUGAAUUUUAUGAGCCUAAUGCUCUCAUAAUGGAAGAAGAAGGUCACAUAAUUGCUGGCCUCCUAGUAGGGUUGAAUGUCAUUGAUGCAAACUUCUGUAUGAAAGGAGAAGACUUGGAUUCACAGGUUGGAGUUAUUGAUUUUUCAAUGUACUUGAAGGAUGGGAACAGCAGUAAGGGCAAUGAAGGAGAUGGUCAAAUAACUGCUAUUCUGGACCAGAAAAAUUAUGUAGAAGAACUCAAUAGACACUUAAGUGCCACUGUAAACAAUCUGCAGGCAAAGGUGGAUGCUUUAGAAAAAUCCAACACUAAACUUACUGAGGAGCUUGCAGUUGCAAACAACAGGAUUAUAACUCUGCAAGAAGAGAUGGAACGAGUUAAAGAAGAAAGUUCUUACCUCUUGGAAAGUAAUCGUAAGGUGACUAAGCAAGACAGAACUGCAGAUGGAUUUGCACUGAAUGAAGCACGAAAACAGUUAAAGGAGGAGACUCAGCUACGGCUGGAUGUGGAAAAAGAACUAGAGGUGCAGAUUGGAAUGAGACAGGAGAUGGAGCUGGCCAUGAAGAUGCUGGAAAAAGAUGUUUGUGAGAAGCAGGAUGCACUAGUGGCACUCAGGCAGCAACUAGAUGAUCUCAGGGCACUAAAGCAUGAACUCUCCUUCAAGCUGCAGAGUUCAGACCUGGGAGUGAAACAGAAGAGUGAAUUAAACAGCCGUUUGGAGGAGAAGACAAAUCAGAUGGCUGCUACUAUUAAACAGCUUGAACAAAGAUUGCGACAGGCAGAGAGAGAACGUCAGUCUGCCAAGGAGGACAACCGGCUCUUCAAGCUGGAAUUUGGUGACAAGAUCAACAGUCUUCAGAUGGAAGUGGAACAGCUCACCAAACAGCGGGGCCAACUUGAACAAGAACUGAAACGGGAAAGAGACCGAUGGUCACCAAUCCACCAGGGCAUCCAAGAAAACAAAAUCACAGUAGCCCAAGGCAAGGGCUGCCAGAAGAUGCAAUUAAAAAUGGAUGGGAAGCAGAAAAUCCAGGAAGAAAAUGCCAGACUGGGAGAGCCUGGAAGAGGGGAAAAUGCUGUUCUUCCAAACAAGAUACAGUCUGUCAUACAAGAAGAGCAGGAGCUGCCAUCUGGACCUGGAAAAUCACAGCUAUGCCAGCUGUGCCAAGAGGAAGGCAGUCUCACCAAAACAAAGAACAUUUGCAAGAACUGUGACGGAAUCUUCUGCAAGGCCUGUUCAGCUAAUGAACUGCCCCUUCCAUCCAGCAUUAAUCCAGAGUGUGUUUGCAACACAUGUCACAAACAGCUGAUACAGCAAUAUUCAACAAGCCCAUUGUAGGACUCCGCAUGGGGGACAGUGAUGGCCAAUCAAGGUUUUUGGCCCAGCUACAAAAUCUUGUACUUUAGGCUUGGCUCUGAAGCUGUUCAGGCGAGUUUCUAGAGAAGAAUCUCUCUUCCCUCUGCUCUUGCAAGGUCAAAGAGAGGAAGUACAUUCUUGUGUUCACAUUCUCUCUCAACUGUCUAUUUAAAAUGCUGGUCUGAGCCCUCCUUUAGGAAAACACCCCCCCUUUCAGGCAUGAGCUGCUGUGUGAAGAACUUGUCAGAGUAGCCUUAAUACAUGUACCAUGGCAACUGCAAGAAGAGGUAAAAACACACGUACAAAGGUUUACUUAAGUGUUUUGUUUGAAGGCAAAAUGGAAGAAAACGGAUGAUAAUUGAAACAAAGAACAGAGUUAUUGUUCACCAGCAUGUGUAGCUCUGCUUGAAAUAACACUUUCCCUUUUCCAUUCUGUCCUUGGCAGUUCUACUGAACGGUGAUGCUCCAGUUCAAAGAGAGAAAUCCCACAAAAGAACUGGGAAUUAAACAUGUGUGUGGCACAUUGUUACUCAAUUCAGUCCCCUCUUGGGCCCCAGUCUGGUUGUGUGGCAUAACAUCAACAGUUGAGGGGAAAGAUUUAAAAGAUUUUGGGGUUAUUUUUUUGAGGCGUGAGAGAGAGAGGAGAACUGAAUAGCAGCCAUUUCGCUCAGCACAGUACGCUUGAAAGUUCUCAUAGCACAAUCCUCAAACAUUAUUUAAAUACAGGUUUGUUUUUUGGUAAAAACAGGUACCUCUGAACUUUUAUAGUGGAGGUUCUCGUUGUGACUUAUGAUAGCUGUGAAUUUUAGACUCUAAAUCUGUUUUAUCUUGACCUGAUGAUUAGAGGAUGGAUUUAGAUUCCAGAAUAUUUAAAGGGAGGGGAAAAAAACUGGUCUUUCUUUAAACAGACCAUUUAGGGGCAUGUUUGUACAUUCUGUCCAACAUACUGCUCCUACUAAUUUUGUGCACAUUAAUCAGCUGUUCAAGCAGCAAAUGUGGUGGUCUUUAUUUAAAUAUAGUCAUAAGACUGAUCAAUUUUUAGCCACAAGAAACAGUGGCUGUUAGCAGGAGGCUCAAAUGUGCUAAUCUGAAAUUCACUUUCAGAUAGGUUUUAUGGUUCAUACAAAGAUAAUCUGACAUAAGAUGUCAUAUUUAAGGCUUCUGUACUCCACCAAAAGGCGCCACUUGUACUUCUCUUAGGGCUCCAGCCUCCCCCUGUGCCAAAACAGCAAAAUUACAAAUGCUGGUAUGCAUCCCUCCCCAAAGAGAGGGGUUUAGUUUAUUUGGCCUAUUUUGUAUUAGAAACUGAACUAAACCAUUAAGACCACAGAAUGUAUUAUAAUCUUUAGAAAACUGAUUUAUGUAUAUUUGUGUAUUCAGGGGUGUUGCAUUAAUUUUACUACAAAUCUAUAUUUAGGGAAACCUAGUUUUUCUCCAAAGGUGAUUAUAUGCAAAUUAAAUCUGUUAGAACUACACUGAAUGCAUGUAGUUCUAUCUUCCUGCAAUUGUCUAUAACUUAACUUUUCAGGAGGAAUUAAAAAAUGAAGUAGCUUUGUGUUUGGAAUCUAAGUGGAAAUAUAGGGUGCUUUCAUACAUUCACUUUCUAGUUUCCAGGAAGAGAUGUUUGUUUUUUUUAAUUAGGGUCACCAGUGCAAAGUCAGGGACAGCACUUUGAAUGACUGGAAAAGAUACUUUACUAAUGACUCUUUUGCCUGAAGGUGAGGUUGAUUGCUUUUGCAGGGAGGAUAAAUAUUCAAUAUGCAUAUACUGUACAAAUCUACACAAUUUUAAAUAGGCUAGUUGAGUUGGUUUUGUUUUUCUGCUAGUCUGAUGGAGUAGAAACUGAAAUUUAAGCAAUUCUGAUAGCAUUUGGAUAUCAAACUGGAAACAGUACUUAAUUUUAAUGUGUAAAUGCUGACAUGUCCACAUUACCUUGUGAGUGUGAUCAGAAGUUCUGAGAUGGUAGCUGAUUCCUUGGUUGCCUUUGUACCUUUAGAUAGUCACAAAAAGGAAGAUGGCUGCUACUACCUUUAGAUAUUAAUACUGCAACUCUAAAGUCUCCAUUUUAAAAAGCACGAUAGUCAUUUACAUAAAGAAGUUAUCCAAGUUACAUAAAACCCACUGUGCUCAACUUAACAAGUUUACUUCAGCCAUGAUGAGUUAGUAACAUAUCUGUGUACAGCUUAGAUUGAGGAAGAGAGCUAAAAUUAAAUGUCAGAAUUACAAGGUGAGCUCCAAGAUGGCUCCUACCUAUGUCCUUUGAUGUCAUCUUAGAGACUUGUAAAUGCAGUGUUGGAUACCACUUGCUAAGGGAAAUUCUUCAAGCAUGUUUGUAGGUGUAGCUCUGAAAACUGAGGGGGAGAGGGAAGGUAUUUUCUGGCACUGUUCCAUGCAAAAUAAAACUAUUUGAGAAAGUA